Molecule: messenger RNA, 1284 nt
Organism: Alnus glutinosa
Lineage: Eukaryota; Viridiplantae; Streptophyta; Magnoliopsida; Fagales; Betulaceae
Product: protein FAR1-RELATED SEQUENCE 5-like
Exons: 4
Coding region: 1-1284 (427 amino acids)
Biological process (GO): regulation of DNA-templated transcription
Molecular function (GO): zinc ion binding
Source: RefSeq, a predicted model, not a curated record
AUGUACUCUUCAAGUUCACGAUUGGAUAACGAGGGUGAAUUUGACGAUGCUUUAACCCAUCAAGAUGACCGUCAAAAUGAUGUGGGUGAAAAUUUUGAAGAACCGAAGGAUUUAAUGGCGUUUAUUUCAGAUGAAGAGUUGAGUGAUAAGGAAGAAAAUGUGGUACUACCUGUGGUGUUAAAGGAUAUUGAGAAAGUUGAAGAAUCGAAGGAAUCAAUGACUUUUAGUUCAAUAGAAGAAGUUUGCUCUUAUUAUAGGAGGUUACGAAAUGUUUUUUGGGCUGAUGCAUGGAGUAGGGCAGCGUAUGAUUUCUUUGGAGAUGUUAUUACGUUUGACACAACGUAUUUGACCAAUAGAUAUGACAUGCCAUUUGCUCCUUUUGUAGGAGUGAAUCAUCAUGGUCAAUCUAUACUUUUAGGGGCAGGACUAAUUUCAAGUGAGGAUACAGACACAUUUGUGUGGUUAUUUAAAUGUUGGUUGGAGUGCAUGAAUGGCCAAGCCCUUAAAGCAAUUAUGACAGACCAGGAUAGAGCUAUGAAAAAUGCAAUCGCUAUUAGUGCCAUAAAUAAAUGUUUGUAUGACUCUCAAACAUGUGAAGAAUAUGAAGAAAAUUCGAAAGAUCUACUGGAGAAGUAUAAUCUUCAUGAUAAUGCAUGGUUGAAUGAGUUAUAUAUGGAUAAGACAUUUUGGGUACCGGCAUACAUGAAAGAUACGUUUUGGACGGGAAUGAAUACUACACAACGAAGUGAAAGUAUGAAAGGAUUUUUUGAUGGUUACGUGCACUCACGAACCACAUUGAAAGAAUUUGUUGAUGAAUAUGAUAAUGGUUUAAGAAGAAUGGUCGAGAGUGAGACACAUGCUGAUUUCGAUUCUUUCAAUCGCACAAUCCCAUGUAUAAGCGCCUUGCAGUUGGAGAAACAAUUUCAAGUUGUUUACACAAAUGCGAAGUUCAAAGAAGUACAUGAGCAGUUUGUGAAAAUGAUGUCUUGUAAUAACUCUCUUCUCAAAAGUGAAGGUGCGAUUUCUACCUUUGAAGUUGUUGAAUAUGUUGCCAUUGGAGACCACUUAAUAGAAAAGACAUUUCUUGUUUACUUCAAUGACGAUGAAUUGGAAGUGAAGUGCACAUGUGCAUUGUUUGAAGUAAGAGGCAUCUUAUGUAGGCAUUCACUUUCCGUGUUACGGACAAAGAAAGUGACAACUUUGCCACAAAGAUAUGUUCUUGACAGAUGGAGGAAGGAUAUUAAGCGAGAGUACUCAAAGGUUAAGAGUAGUUAUGAUCAGUAA